CGCAGCAGAAGGUGGCGGUCAUGCGCCUCCAACCAACGGCCGUAAACAGGAAGAAGGAGAAGCCUGAUCAUGCUAAACAUUUCAGAAUGGGUACCCAAAUAAAAGAUGUCAUCAUUAAGCCUGACGCCCCCAACACGCUGCUGCUGGACAAACAUGCAGACUACAUCGCUGCAUAUGGCUCCAAGAAGGACGACUAUGAGUACACGCUGUCAGAGUACCUGAGGAUGAGCGGUAUCUACUGGGGGCUGACAGUCAUGGACCUGAUGGGGCAGCUGCCCCGGAUGAACCGGCAGGAGAUCAUAGACUUCAUCAAAGCCUGCCAGCACGAGUGUGGAGGCAUCAGCGCCAGUAUCGGACACGACCCCCACCUGCUCUACACCCUCAGCGCAGUCCAGAUCUUGUGCUUGUAUGACAAUGUGGACGCGAUCGAUGUGGACAAAGUGGUGGAAUACAUCAAAGGGCUGCAGCAGGAAGACGGCUCAUUCGCAGGAGACAAAUGGGGAGAAAUAGACACAAGAUUUUCUUUCUGUGCGGUUGCUACACUUGCAUUAGUGGGCAAGAUGGACACAAUAAAUGUUGACAAAGCUGUAGAAUUCGUCUUGUCCUGUAUGAACUUUGACGGAGGUUUUGGCUGCAGACCAGGUUCAGAGUCUCAUGCUGGUCAGAUUUACUGCUGCACUGGUUUCCUAUCACUCACCGGUCAACUGCACCAGGUGAACGCUGACCUGCUGGGCUGGUGGCUCUGCGAGAGGCAGCUGCCGUCUGGAGGCCUCAAUGGACGGCCGGAGAAGCUUCCAGACGUGUGCUACUCGUGGUGGGUUUUGGCGUCACUUAAAAUCAUCGGUAGGAUCCACUGGAUCGAUAAGACCAAGCUGCGAACGUUUAUUCUUGCCAGUCAAGACGAAGAGACCGGAGGUUUUGCUGAUAGACCGGGAGACAUGGUGGAUCCUUUCCACACACUUUUCGGAGUCGCAGGUCUCUCCCUACUCGGAGACGAACAGAUCAAGCCGGUGAAUCCAGUCCUGUGCAUGCCCGAGGACGUCCUGCAGAGGGUCGGCCUGCAGCCGGACCUCCUCAGCUAACCAUCCGACACACACCAUCACACUACUCUCACAGACACACACACACAGCUGCCCUGUUAGGCUGCACCCCGACUAUCACGGCCGGAUGUUGGGAGCAGAGCGAGGACCACCACACAUCUCCACAUUAGCUGAAGUCAACAGACACAUUUUUAGGCUUUGCUCUCAACCCGCUGAGGACAAACCCAGUCACACAGUUCUGACUCGAUUCCUCUGAGCCUUUUCUGUCUUCAAACCCUCAAACACUCAUUAUGUUACCAAGUCGCAUAUGUUGGUUUUACUGCAAGAGAACGACUUGGAGAUGUUUUGAAGUGUAACCAUUGUUGCUAAUACCCAGAAAUAAGUAAACAAUAUUCAUCCUUCAUUAUUUUUGAUGUACUCGCUGUAUGGAUGCAACACAGGACUUGUUGCAAACAAAGCUGAUUUUAUUAGUGAUGGGCUGAUGAUCGGGGCUGAUGAUCUGUGAGGGCUUUUUUGUCCAACUGCUGGUAAAAUUAAUUGUUUUAAAAAUGAGCUUCUUUGGCUCUGAUGCAGCCGCCUCUCUGUCCGAAGACCUCUCCAGAGCCCUUAUGUAGAGAGAGUAUUGACAACAGAUGUUCAAGUGCCAAUCGUCACGUGAUUCAGGGAGACAUCUGACAGUUCCAGAAGGUUCUUAUUGGGCCAUUUAAAUGCAUGAAUACAGAGAGACCGAGCUACAGUGCUCGUAUUUGCAGCAAACUUCCAGGACCUAUUGAGAGGUUCCACAAUCCGUUAAUGUUUUUUUUUUUUUUUUUUUUAAAACAAGGUCCACUGGAGUAAAGGAAGAUGAUGCAACUCUCUACUCAAAGGCUCAGGUCACCUCUCUGCGGUCUUGAUAAAUGUUCCUCUCACUAAACUAACUGUCUGCUUACACAUAACUGGGAGGAGCCUUUUAAUCCUGACUAAUUUGGAUCUGCAAAGUAACUGAAAUUAUCAAAUAAAUGCAGGAACUGGAAAUACUAGUAAAGUACCUCCAACUUUUACAGUACUUGAGUAAUUUGUUCUUAGUUGGGUUCAAUCACUGGCUGUUUUGAGUGAUGACGCUAAGAAUUUCAUUUUUACUCAAUAUCAACAUCAAUAUCAGUUAACAGUCUCCUUGAUUAUUAAUAAUUGAUAUGGUCCCUGUAAAAAAAACAAAAAACAAAUAAAAAUUCGAUCCCUAGAUUUUAUUCAUAACAUAAAUCGUAACAGAGGAGGAGAUGUUAUUUUGGUGACUGGAGACACCCAGAGGAGUCAUCUUCUCAUGCCAAGCAUGUUUAAUUUCUUAUCCACAGGCUCAGCUACACUGUUUAUUUAAACCCUGGUUACUCAGUCCAGCUGCGGGCAGACACACUGUGUGUAAAAGCAUGACAUAUUUUUCCAGUCUUAUGAUUUUCAAGAGUCUUUUUUUUUUUUUUUUAAUUACAUCUACUAAUGGGUUAAAACACAUAUUUUUUCUUGUCUUUCAGGAUCUUUGUUUCUGCACUCUUGUCUUACUGAAUACACAUUUUAUCUGUUGUUAUAUAACAGUUCAGUGUUGACAUUGUUACAGAAGUUAAGCAAAUCACGUUGACAUUUGCUAGUUCCGAGGCUGUACCCGAUCUAAAUGGCUGAUAACUGAUAAAUGAGUUCAUUGGACAUUGUUAUGCAAAGUCGUUAGUCAAACAAAAGCCUGUAGUGUCAAUAUAGGGUUUAAAAUCAAAGUUCUCAAAGAGUUGCGCUGCUCAAAGAUGAUUCAAAUCUGAACAACAACACAAAAGCUUAACUACGUCCUGAACAACUUGUUAAAACAAGAGCUCAUGUUUGUGUUGCUGUGGCGGCUCUGAUCCGAACGGCUGCUCGCUGCUUCACGCCUGUACGUGUGUAUAUUCAUCUAACUUAUUUGUUAUCUUGGUUGGCAAUAAAUGUUUCCCUCCAGCUGUGA
Molecule: messenger RNA, 3000 nt
Organism: Acanthopagrus latus (yellowfin seabream)
Lineage: Eukaryota; Metazoa; Chordata; Actinopteri; Spariformes; Sparidae
Gene: rabggtb
Product: Rab geranylgeranyltransferase subunit beta
Exons: 9
Coding region: 21-1082 (353 amino acids)
Biological process (GO): protein geranylgeranylation
Cellular component (GO): Rab-protein geranylgeranyltransferase complex
Molecular function (GO): Rab geranylgeranyltransferase activity
Source: RefSeq, a predicted model, not a curated record